Scylla paramamosain (green mud crab) is the source of this 5942-nucleotide messenger RNA. Its product is annotated as ecto-NOX disulfide-thiol exchanger 2-like. Gene Ontology annotation, biological process: ultradian rhythm. The coding region runs from base 1162 to 3876 and encodes 904 amino acids. The record is from RefSeq and is a predicted model, not a curated record. Gene Ontology annotation, molecular function: RNA binding; oxidoreductase activity. NCBI's taxonomy places the organism in Eukaryota, Metazoa, Arthropoda, Malacostraca, Decapoda, Portunidae. Gene Ontology annotation, cellular component: external side of plasma membrane; plasma membrane. The transcript is spliced from 17 exons.
GAAAAGAAAAGAGAAGACCCAGAGAAGAGAGGAGAUACAACACAUAUAAGUCUUUCUCUCUGGUCUUCUCCAAUAACUAUUUGUUCCAAGUGUUGUGUGGUGCCAGAGUGUCCCAUCAGCAAGAGGACCUCCACAUUCAGUGCUACAAGGAAGUCCACAAAGCGUUUCAGAAGAGGCAAGGCACAGCUGCUUCACUCAGAUUCUUCAUUCCAAGUGGUGUGUGUUGCUGGAGUGUGUUGUCAGUGAGGUAAUCUCAACAUUUAGUGUCACAAUACAAAACUGCCUUCAUAACGUGUGAAGCUGUGCACUCUGGUGAUGGAAGAAUGAAGGAGGGAGAAGUGAAGAUGUAAUGAUUCAAUGCCCUCCUUCAUCAGUUAGGGAUAGUGAGCAAGUUCAAGGAAACUGUGAUAAUUCAGUGCUCUUCUCCAAGACUGAAUGAACGAAAAGAAAGCUGUCUGGAUUGAGAAACAAAUAUUAUCAGUUCGUGAAUGAAAAGUGUAAAGUGAUUGAAUAAGAAAGUGAUUUGUUUAGAUUUCUGAGUUUAAGAAAUUGAACAAGAAAACAGAAGAUUUGUUGCAGAAUACAUGAAAUCCUGCAAGAAACUUUGUAUUUAAGUAAAGAAAAAAACUGAGUCGCCAGAUAAAAGAGAAAGGACUGGAAAGGCUAUAUUUGGAAAUAAAACUUUGACCUUGACCCAUAAACCUAGUGUAUGUGAUUCCAACAAAGAACAUCCUGUUCCAUACUCACCAUUCUGGCCACUCCCUUUGCACUCUGCUGGCCUCAUUGCCUUUAAUCAUCCUGUGGCUUAACACAACUAGCCGUCACUUCUGUCCCAACUUGAAAUUCCAUCCUUCACCACCACAGCCACUGCUUGCUUCAUCUUCCAGUGCACACACACACACACACACACACACACACACACACACACACACACACACACACACACACACACACACACACACACACACACACACACACACACACACACACACACACCACCACAAACUUUACACUUAAUAUAACCACACCACACCACACCACACUACACCUAAUCUAACCAAACCAAACUAAACUAAACCAAACCAAACCCAAACCAAACCAAUCCAAACCACACCAAAAUAAACCUAACCACACCAAACUAAACCUAACCAAACAAACACCAUGGCCUCCUUCUCCACUGCUUCCACCUCUAAUCUCACCACUGACCUUGACAAUGAGCUCGAUCCACUGUUCCGCUCGUUGCCAUUCCUCUCGGCCGGCACACAGACCAUUGGCUAUCGCGUCCGCCUACGCAUGCGUCAUAUUUUGAGGGACGUGGCUGAGCUGGCGUACGAGAGGCCUCAGUUCUUCGCCGACGUUCCCCCACCCCCUCUGCUGGUUGGUGCCAAAGAUGGCCCUCCUCCCAUGCCCCCAAUGCCCCCUGGGCCUCCCCCAUGCACCACCAUGGCCAAUCCUGCACCCACCACGAGCCAAGGACCUCCUAACAUGGGCGGGAUGAUGGCUCCUCCUCCACCCCCAGGACCGGCAGGGCCUCCUGGACCCCCUCCACCACCCCCAGGAGGCCCAGUCAUGCCGGCAGACUAUCCCAGUGGAGGGAUGAUGGGGCCAGGACCGAUGGGCAUGGCUCCAGGGAUGGGUCCCGGCCUUGCCCCAGCAAUGAUGGGGCCAAUGCAGCUGGCAGUGAACCCGGCCACCAAUGACGCUCCACUGGAGUUCAACACUAACAAGAACAAGCCCCCCAUGCCAGUGUCUUCUAAUAAUGGAGACAUGGUGGAGUCCAGCGUGCCGGAGACCAUCCUGGUGGAGGAGAGGAGAGAUAGGGACCGGGACAGGGACCGAGACAGGGAUCGGGACCAUGGGAGGGAGCGAGACAGGGACAGAGAGAGAUCCCGAGGCAGAGACCGGGAUCGAGACAGAGAUCGAGAGAGGGACAGAGACAGGGAUUCAGACAGAGACAGGGACCGAGACAGGGACCGGCCAGACCGAGACCGUGACCGUGACCGCCGCCGUGACCGCCCCAGGAAGGACAGCAGUGGCGGCGGCAGCAGUGGACGGACCAGUGAGGACAGUCUGCCUGCAGGGAAUGGCAACACAGCAGUGCAGCCUCUGGAGGCCACCAGCCAGGCCGGGUCUGGUUUUGGACCAAUGGGUCCUGGCCCAGGCCCUUGGGGGCCUAUGUGGGGUCCAGCUGGAGGACCAAUGGGACCCUUAGGACCUAUGGGACCAAUGGGGGGACCAAUGGGACCCAUGGGAGGACCUAUGGGCCCUAUGGGACCCAUGGGACCAAUGGGGCCUAUGGGUCCCCCUACUGAGGGACCACCAAUGAGUGGGGACUUCCGCAUCACCUGGGGCAUGUUUGGGUGGAUGAUGUCUCCUGAGGGCCUGACGGUGCCCAUGAAGAACCCCCUACAUUGCAAGACCUGUGUGCUGGUGCCUCCCAACCGCCUGGCCCCACCCCCCACCACCCGGGAGCGACCCCUUGGCUGCCGCACCAUAUUUGUGGGGGGACUGCCAGAGAAUGUGACUGAGGAGAUCGUGCGGGACGUGUUUGAGCGGUGCGGGGAGAUCACCACCAUCAGACUCAGCAAGAAAAACUUCUGCCACAUACGCUACGAGCUGGAGGAGUUUGUCGACAAUGCAAUCUUCUUGUCCGGUUACCGCAUGAGGAUCAACAACAGCACAGAGGCAGCUAACACAGGAAGACUCCAUGUAGAUUACGCCCAGGCCCGGGAUGACCAAUAUGAGUGGGAGUGCAGACAAAGACAGCUACAGAGAGAGCAGCGGCACCGUGAGCGCAUUGAGGCGGAGCGGCUGCGGCCCCCCUCCCCCCCGCCGGUGGUGCACUACUCUGAGCACGAGGCGACCCUCAUAGCAGACCAGCUCAAAGCCGACGACAGCUUCUCCAAGGCUGCCCAGAUCCUCAUCACCUGGCUGGAGCGCGGGGACUGCAGCAAACGCAACGCCGGCACCUUCUACAGCAUGAUCCAGUCCACCAACUCCCACGUGCGGCGCCUCAUGACAGAGAAGGGCCAAUAUGAGGAGGAGCUGGCCAAGUUUCGGGAACAGACGCGUGCCAGGAUGCAGGGGGUCGUAAUGCAGUUCGGUCAGAUCGAGAGAGUCUUCGUCGCAGCAGGUCACCAGAAGGUCUGGGACCACUUCACCAAGGCACAGAGGCGCAACAUUGAGAUGUGGAAGAAGCAGGCGGAGGAGAUCAAGGAAAUUCAGCUGGAUGAGUCAGACAAGGAGGAUGCUGAGGAGAUGGAUGUGUCUGAUGAGGAGGACAUGGUACAGCCACCCAGGAAGAAGAUGAGGCAGAAUGAAUACCUCAAGGAGGAGAAUGACAGCCUACGGUGCCAGAUGGAGGCCUACAAGAACGAGGUAGACCUGAUCAAGGCAGACCUCAAGUCGGAGGUGAGCAUUCGGGACGACCAGAUUGAGGCCUUUAAGAAGACACUCCAGGGCAUGCAGCAGACACUAUCGGACAAUGCCGUGCGGAAACGACAAGACGAUGCGAAGAUGGCAGAGCUGCAAGCCAAACUGAAGAAGCUGAGGGAGCAGAUUGGAGGAGGAACUGAGGGAGGAGAAGAAGAAGGCAAGGAGGAGAUUGAUGAUCUCUCCUCCCUUCCUACUGCUCCUCUUUCUGACAAGUCUGCAAGGCUCAUUGGCCUGACUUCCACCUUCCUCCACAUACACCCAAAAGGCGCCAGUGUGGACUACAUUUGGUCUUUCAUCCAGCAGUUUGACAAGGAGAUCCGCCCAUCAGACAUUGAAGCCAUGCUCAACCAAUACCCAACAGUAUACAAGCAGAUCACCACGGGAGUCGGAGCAUGUCUGGAACGCAAGUGGAUAUUCACUGGCUUUGAGACCACAGUGUAGGGUGCCUUGGAGUGUAGACUUUUGCCCGAGUGAUGGCAGGAACCAGAAUACAUGUUUAACUGCCAGCGUCCAUAUAAGGGUGAGCUAAGGCUGGGGUAGGGGGGGAGGGAAGUGAGGACUCAUCAUGUAUUCAGAUCGGUUUAAUUGAAGCUGCCAUUAAGCUGUGGUGGCAGUUGGUGAGUCCAUAGGUCAUAGUUAAGUUAUUGAAUCUGCAAAGCCUCUUGUCAUGGAUAACAAAGGUUGCCAUCAAGCAGGGAGGACAGUUGGUGUGCCCUAGAAAGUCCAGUUUAAAUCAUGGGAUCUGCCAAGCCUCUUCUGCACAGUCAGUACAUUCUCAGUCCUGGUAAUGUCUUGAGUUAAACUUUCAAGACCAUUGGGUGGAUUGAAGACUCCUAACACCACCAGUGAGACCAUAUAACACUAGUGGCAAUGCCAACAAGUAUGUGAUGGUGUCACAGGGAGAUAAAAUUACAGGACAGCCAAAAUCAGCUAGGCAUCUUUGUACCGUGGCAAGUGUGGCUCAGUUGGUAAGGAGCUGUCUACCAUGUGUGACCUUUCACUGGUUCAUUUCCUGGCCAUUCAUUUCUUACAAGCUUUAAAUAAAUUUCCUCUAAACAUGACUUGAUGGCAUCACACGGGAAAUGGAGCAGAAAGGAUACUAAGAUUGGGAUACAAAGGAGAGUUACACUGAGGAAGGGCUGUGUGAUAAACAUGGGAGGGUUAGGCUGUAAUCAGCAUUGGGAGGGAAUUACAUGGGGGAUUACAACAGGGAUGGUUAGUCCAGGGAGUGAUAAAUAGGGAUUAAGAGGGGAUUGGGUGUAAUCGUGGGAGGAUGAGCGUUGUGAAACAAUACUAGCUUAGUGUGGGGAAUUGUAAAGGGAAGGGGAGUGAAAGGAGACAGGGUGUGUUCAUGAGAGGAUGAGCAAGUGAGAGUCUGUGGAGCUUAGAGCACAGGAAGGAAAUAAGGGAAGGGUAGUGGUAAGUGAAGAUUUAAAGGGAUAGGGUGUAAUUGUUGUGGAGAAAUGUCAAAGAAGAGGAUGCAGAAAUACACUAGUGCUUGUAUUUGAGAAGAAAAUUGAAGAAUAAAACUAGCAGUUAUAUCAGAAUCUGAGUGUGAAGAGGAAUAAAGUGGAGGAUGAAGACUGAAACCAGCUACAAGAUAAAGACUGAUUUACAGUAGCAAAAACCACAGCAAAAUUUUUUUCGGUUCUGUGUUCAAGGGCAUUAAAGUUGCUUAGUGCCACAAUACAGCUGCAUUUCAGUCAACCACUGCAAUGGUCUUGUGCUGGAACUGGAGUAAACUGACAUUCAGUACCAAUACCAAAGCUAGGUCCAACUAAAUGGUGGUGGCAAACCAAAUUGAGCAUAUCUGAUAUGCUUCUAAUAGACUGUGACUGCUGAAUUAAUAGUAUGUAAACCUUGCUGAUUGUAAGAAUACCUUGACCUUGAUCUUGGCUACUGAAGAAUUGGACUGAUUAUUGUACAAAGGAAGAGAAAAUGAAGAAUAGGAAGUGAAACAAGUGCUUGUAUUCAGAACUUAGUGUGUGGAGGAAGAAAGGAAAGAAUGAAGAACAAAACCACUAAAGAGAUAAGGAAAAGGGAAGAAAUUGCAGUGUGUUGGUGAGAAGAGAAGUGAGAACUCAGUAAAUGUACAGUUUUGAACAUAUUGAUUUACAUGAGUUUAGGACCUGACAUGUAAGCCUGACUCCACAAGAUAUAAAGAGUAGCUUAUACUUCACCACUGAGGCACAAAGUGAAGGUGUUAGUCCACUAACCACCAUAGCCUGAGAGGUUGUGUUCAUCGUGCUGCAUCAUGCAUUUUCUUGUCCAUAUUUAGUGUGUAAUGAGUUGUUUUUUGUAUUGACGUGUAAAUAUAGAUGAAAGUAUAAUAAACACCAAAAUGAGAAAACAAAUUAUCUUUAAGCACCAUAUUUUGUGUGUGUGUGUGUGUGUGUGUGUGUGUGUGACAACUGAUUUUUUUUUGUUUAGACUUAGUGUCUUAUAAGUUAAGUUUGUAUUGAUGUCUAAAUAUAGAGUUAAGUAUAUUAAACAUCAAAAAGAGAGAA